Messenger RNA from Hirsutella rhossiliensis, 999 nucleotides. Its product is annotated as ATP11 protein. Gene Ontology annotation, biological process: mitochondrial proton-transporting ATP synthase complex assembly. The transcript has a single exon. Lineage: Eukaryota; Fungi; Ascomycota; Sordariomycetes; Hypocreales; Ophiocordycipitaceae. The coding region runs from base 1 to 999 and encodes 332 amino acids. The record is from RefSeq and is a predicted model, not a curated record. Gene Ontology annotation, cellular component: mitochondrion.
AUGGCGACUCGAAUACCCGCUCUCCGCCACCUGGCGUCCUGCCCGCUGCACCACGCCCGAUGUGUCUUCCAGCAGCGGCGCUGGGCUCGCGUCCACGACGUCCGCUUCCUCGCCACGACGCAGCAGCCCUCGGCCAUCCUCGACAAGUACCGCGCCAAGCUCGAGGAAAAGGCCAGGCGAGAGGGCCUCGGCGACGUUGACAGCCUCAAGAGCGCCUAUGCCGAAAAGAUAGAGGCGCAGCGCAAGCGAGACGCCGUCGAGCUUCCCGUCGCCACGAUCCCACAAGCACCAAACACGCCCGUGUUGCAACCGAACCGCGGUCCGCUCCCGUCUACGCCGCCGUCCGAGUCAUCAUCCAACCCCCUCCCACAGUCUGCGUCUCGGGACGCCGGAAACACUCCCGUCAUCAAGUCCCUCAGCGACAUCCUCGACCUCGACAAGGCCCGCACGCUGCCCGAGAAAGAUCUGACGGUCAUCUGGCGGCUGCGGCACGCCAACUCGCCCCAGAAGAUCUGUGCCGUCAUCCCGGCCUCGACAUACCAGGCUAUGGAAGACGCCGCCCGCAAAUCUCCCCAGUUCGUCCUGCCCGUGCCGCACGAGAGCCAGGGCGCCGAAAUCCACUUCCUGCAGUGGACCUUUGACGCCGCCUCCAACACCAGCACCGUCCUCUUCACCCACCUCGCCGAGUACAAGUCGCGUGGCGAGUUUGCGCAGCCACAUACGACCGUCACGCACCACCUGGACCUGGCCGCCGACAAGGGCCUCGUUCUGAUGCAGGGGCAGCUCAUGGAUGGUCGCGGGAUCCGGCCCGAGCACGCCGAAUGGCUCGUCGUCUGCCUGCAGAAGUUCUACGGCGCGUGGGACGGCGUCGCCGGCGAGCUACAAGGCGAGAGGAAAGAGAGGGUAGAGGAGAGGAGGAAGCUGCUCGAGUGGUUCUCCGCUGGCGAUUCGAGGUUUAGUGUCGAGAAGCUGCUGGAAGAGGCCGAGCGCAUGGGCUAA